Peromyscus eremicus (cactus mouse) is the source of this 3250-nucleotide messenger RNA. It is a transcript of the gene Pgr, whose product is annotated as progesterone receptor. Bases 1 to 2775 code for a protein of 924 amino acids. The transcript has 8 exons. Gene Ontology annotation, molecular function: nuclear steroid receptor activity; steroid binding; DNA-binding transcription factor activity. NCBI's taxonomy places the organism in Eukaryota, Metazoa, Chordata, Mammalia, Rodentia, Cricetidae. Gene Ontology annotation, cellular component: nucleus. Gene Ontology annotation, biological process: steroid hormone receptor signaling pathway; regulation of DNA-templated transcription. The record is from RefSeq and is a predicted model, not a curated record.
AUGACUGAGCUGCAGGCAAAGGAUCCGCGGGCACCCCACGCGUCGGGAGCCGCGCCCUCCCCCACCCACGUCGGGUCCCCCUUGCUUGGGCGCUUGGACCCCUGUCCCUUCCAGAGGAGCCAGCCGUCGGACGCAUCGUCUGUAGGCUCGUCUAUAUCCAUCUCCCUGGAGGACAGGCUGCUCUUCCCUCGGUCCUGCCAGGGUCCGGAGCUCCCAGGAGAAAAGGCACAGAACCAGCAGUCGCUGUCGGAGGUGGAGGGAGCCUUCUCUGGAGCCGAAGCCACUCGUGGGGGAGGAGGCAGCAAUCCCAGAGCCCCGGAGAAGGACAGCAGACUCUUAGACAGUGUCUUAGACACGCUGCUGGCGCCCUCGGGGACCGAGCAGAGCCACGGCAACCCUCCAGCCUGCGAGGCCAUCACGUCUUGGUGUCUUUUCGGAUCAGAGCUUCCAGAAGACCCCCGCAGUGUCCCUGCUACCAAGGGGUUGUUGUCCCCGCUCAUGAGCCGGGUAGAGAGCAAGGCUGGCGACAGCUCCGGGACAGGAGCGGGCCAGAAGGUGCUGCCUAAGGGGCUGUCACCACCCGGGCAGCUGCUGCUCCCGACCUCAGGGAGUGCCCAUUGGCCCGGGCCAGGGGUGAAGCCCUCUCCGCAGCCAUCUGUGGUGGAAGUGGAGGAGAACGGUGGCCUAGAGACUGGGGGCUCCACGGGUCCGCUUCUGAAGAGCAAACCUCGAGCACUGGAAGGCACAAGCAGCGGAGGAGGAGUUGCAGCCAGCGCGCCCGCGGCGGCCCCAGGAGGCGUCACCCUGGUUCCCAAGGAAGAUUCCCGAUUUUCUGCUCCCAGGGUCUCCUUGGAGCAAGACGCUCCUGUGGCGCCCGGGCGCUCCCCACUGGCCACGACAGUGGUGGAUUUCAUCCACGUGCCCAUCCUGCCUCUCAACCACGCGCUCCUGGCCGCCCGCACCCGGCAGCUGCUGGAGGGGGACAGCUACGACGGCGGGGCCUCAGCCCAGGGCUCCUUUGCCCCGCCUCGAGGCUCGCCAUCCCCGCCGGUGCCCUGCGGCGACUUCCCAGACUGCACCUACCCGCAGGACGGCGACCCCAAAGAGGACGCGUUCCCUCUCUACGGCGAUUUCCAGCCGCCGGGCUUGAAGAUCAAGGAGGAGGAGGAAGGCGCCGAGGCAGCUGCGCGCUCGCCGCGCCCUUACCUGGUGGCCGGAGCCAGCGGCGCCACCUUUCCAGAUUUCCCGCUGGCGCCGGCGCCGCCGCGAGCUCCCCCCUCCAGGCCGGGAGAGGCGGCGGUGGCCGGCGGCCCCGGGAGCUCCUCAGUGUCGCCCGCGUCCUCUUCGGGGUCCGCGCUGGAGUGCAUCCUGUACAAAGCGGAGGGCGCGCCGCCCACGCAAGGCCCGUUCCCGCCGCUGUCCUGCAAGCCCUCGGCCUCCGGCUCUUGCCUGCUCCCGAGGGACGGCCUGCCCGCCGCCCCCGCCGCCUCGGCAGCCCCCGCCAUCUACCCGCCGCUCGGCCUCAACGGGCUCCCGCAGCUGGGCUACCAGGCCGCAGUGCUCAAGGACAGCCUGCCCCAGGUCUACCAGCCCUAUCUCAACUACCUGAGGCCAGAUUCAGAAACCAGCCAGAGCCCACAGUAUGGCUUCGAUUCCUUACCUCAGAAGAUCUGUUUAAUCUGUGGGGACGAAGCAUCUGGCUGUCACUAUGGAGUGCUCACCUGUGGCAGCUGCAAGGUCUUCUUCAAGAGGGCAAUGGAAGGGCAACAUAACUAUUUAUGUGCUGGAAGAAAUGACUGCAUUGUUGAUAAAAUCCGCAGAAAGAACUGCCCAGCAUGUCGCCUGAGAAAGUGCUGUCAGGCUGGCAUGGUCCUUGGAGGUCGGAAGUUUAAGAAGUUCAAUAAAGUCCGAGUUAUGAGAGCCCUUGAUGGCGUUGCUCUCCCUCAGUCAGCGGGCCUUCCUAAUGAGAGCCAGACCCUAGGCCAAAGAAUCACCUUUUCACCAAAUCAAGAAAUCCAGCUGGUUCCCCCACUCAUCAACCUGCUCCUGAGCAUUGAGCCUGACGUGAUCUACGCAGGGCAUGACAACACAAAACCCGACACUUCUAGCUCUUUGCUGACCAGUCUCAACCAACUAGGCGAGAGGCAGCUGCUCUCAGUAGUCAAAUGGUCUAAGUCACUGCCAGGUUUCCGGAACUUGCACAUUGAUGACCAGAUAACCCUGAUUCAGUACUCCUGGAUGAGUCUGAUGGUGUUUGGCCUGGGCUGGAGGUCCUACAAGCAUGUCAGCGGGCAGAUGCUAUAUUUUGCACCUGAUCUAAUCCUAAAUGAACAGAGGAUGAAGGAGUCAUCCUUCUACUCACUGUGCCUUACCAUGUGGCAAAUCCCACAGGAGUUUGUCAAGCUUCAAGUGACUCACGAGGAGUUCCUCUGUAUGAAAGUCUUGCUACUUCUUAAUACAAUUCCUCUGGAAGGACUGAGGAGCCAAAGCCAGUUUGAAGAGAUGAGGUCAAGCUAUAUCCGGGAACUGAUCAAGGCAAUAGGCUUAAGGCAGAAAGGGGUGGUCCCCAGUUCACAGCGCUUCUAUCAACUUACGAAGCUUCUUGACAGUUUGCAUGAUCUUGUGAAACAGCUCCACCUGUACUGCCUGAACACAUUCAUCCAGUCUCGGACACUAGCUGUGGAAUUUCCAGAAAUGAUGUCUGAAGUUAUUGCUGCACAGUUGCCCAAGAUCUUGGCGGGCAUGGUGAAGCCUCUUCUCUUUCAUAAAAAGUGAUGUCUUUGCUUUGUUUUCUUUACAAAAAUUGAGUUUUGUGAUAUGUCCUUUUUGUCUUGGUUAGGAUGGUCAAGUCUUGAGUCUUUAUAAUGUUCUUCUGAAAGCCUUACAUGUAUACAUAUCACACUGUGUAAAUUAUGAGAAAACUUGGGAGAUUCUGAUUUUCCUUUGUAAUGUCUAAGUGGAGUUUCUAAAGUGUUUUAGGUACCCGUAUUUUCUUUGAGAGUUUACAUAGUUAAAAAAGGACUAAAUUGAUUGUAUAAGUAAACUAUAUCUCAUCUAUAUUAUUUCAUACUUUUUGGAUGAGAAUUUUUUUAACCUUUGCAUCUAACAUCUAACAAAUCUCCCCUAUAGGGGGAAGAACACCCCUACCUUUAACAAUAAACCAUACAUGCUACUUCUAGGUAGUUGUUUUGGUUUCCCAAAACUGAGCCUUUAAAAUGGCAGCCAAAAAUGUAACUAUUUUGUGAGAAGA